AGGGCACGGAAGUUCAAUGAUGAUGUUUUUAUUUUCAUCUGUCAAAACGCAUUGGAAAGUAAAUUCUGAAUUUUUUAAAUUCAAUCAAUAUUAUAAUUAAACGUUAUUUCUUCUAAUGAAAAGUAAUAUUGGUGAAGAAAAUAUGUUUCCUACCUCUGAAAAAUAUCCAGAUUGUAAAUUUCUUGUUACUUCACUCACAUUUGUUCUUCCGGUUUCAAUUUAUACUAAAAUGAAAUUCAGAGAUUGAAAUUUCGAUAGAAAACACGAAGGUGGGCAAAAAUCACUGGAUUAAAGAGUGUAGUUGUUGGUAGUCGAGGUUAUCCACUGAUAAGUCCAAUUUCUAGAUAAACAUUUUCCAUACCUAAAACAACCAACCUAACCUCAACAAUACAAAAAUAAUUCCGGAUCUCAAUAAUUCGUAACAAAAUAUUGAGUUCAACUGAAUGUUUUGGUGUCAAACGAUAGAACGAGUGUUUUCUUAUCACCUGUAAUCAAGCUUUUUGUGAAACUAUGUGAUAUUUAUUUUAAAACAAUUAAAAUAGAACAACCAUCCUAUACCAUCAAUGCAAGAAAAUGUUUUCAUCAUCAUUUGACUAGCACCGAAAAUGAAAUCCAGUUGGCGCAUCGAGCGAAAAAGUUUCACGUUUGAGAGCCAAUUACAAGCAUUAUUUGAACACUCCCUUCGUUAAGUUUUGUCACACACUUGCUUGAUCACAGUGCCGAGCAACAAAUUUGCUGCAAUCAAAGCAACUGUCAACCGUCCUUCCGCUUAGACUGAAAAUUUCAUUCUUCGUGGAGUGAAUCGACACGACUAGUCGACUAAAAGACCGCCACCCGGAAAGAAACAUGGGCCGUGAGUGUUUCGCCCGCGAAUUCAAAACCGACCGUCGCAUCGGAUGAACCUUUUGAUUCCACAGAGAACGAACGAUUCUUUAGGAUCAAAUGCUCUAUGCAUCGCCGCGUUCCAAACCGCCACCGUCUUUCCCAGAUUCGAUCAGAGUAUGGACCAAGCGGAACAACUCGCAUUACCCGAAGGAAGCGAGGCAUUUGUGCGGCACAAAACACGGAUUGUGGCUGAAGAAGAGAAAGUAUCUGCAUCGAAGGAGCCAAAGAAUUUGCGCUAAACGACGGAAGUGUACGAAAGAAACGACUCAGGGUUCCAGGGAAGGUGACCCACUGGCAAACGGGAGCACCGAACAAACUGAUAGGCGAGUCGUAACGCUGCAAAAAGAGCCCUCAGUAGAGGGCUUUUUUUACUGGAAACUGAUUCUUAUUCUGGAAACCGAAUCUUUGUUUCGGAAGCUGAUUUGUUGUUUGGAAGUUGAUUAUUGUUCGGGAGCGGAUAACAUUCCUGAACGCAACGGAGAAAACUUGUCGAUUCGGAAGCGUACGGGGUCAACGUCGAGCGACUGGGAUUGCUCGCGUCGAAGUAGUGCUAAACCUGAGGGCAUAAUUAGUACCAGUGCAAGUAAGAUAGUGUAAGGAAGAGAUGGCUGAUCUGGCCUAGAAGGUAGCGUUCAGGAAGGAGAAAAGGAAGAGAAAGUGCACCCCGCUGAACGUGAAAGGAAGAAGGAAAAUGCGGUGGAGGAAGUUUCGCCAGUAUAUUUAGGAGGAAGGGAAAUCAGUAAUAAAAUUUAUGUAGAAUCAGAUUUGUAGAUUGCCUUGAUUUCCAGAUUUGGGUAAGCCAUUUUAUGUUACAAUCGGUUAUUAUCGUCGAGACAAUCCCAUGGCAUACCGUAGGAGUUGAAGUCACCUAGAAAUAUCCGCAGCAGAUGGAAGUAAUGCAAAGAUCCGAGCCUUUCGAAAACUUUAGUUCUACCAAUGACAAUAGACUUUAAGGCUCGACUCGAAAUGUGUAUGUUCAUACCCGUAGUUGUCAAACAAGUGUAGCACACAGUGGCGUAGAUGGCAAUAGUGAAACACUGAUUUUCUGCGUUCCAGUUUGAUGGAUUACAUUAUUUUUUUAAAUAUAUUUCGUGUUAGCCCAAAUCUCUAUUAUCUGUGGCUCUUCUCAUUUGCCGUCUCAAGUAUC
Topomyia yanbarensis is the source of this 2032-nucleotide messenger RNA. RefSeq lists its product as uncharacterized. Lineage: Eukaryota; Metazoa; Arthropoda; Insecta; Diptera; Culicidae. The transcript has 3 exons. The coding region runs from base 943 to 1482 and encodes 179 amino acids. The record is from RefSeq and is a predicted model, not a curated record.